AAAUCGAGGCUUGAAUUUUUGUUACGAAAAUCCAAUUUUUACGGCUGAGAAAAUUCAGAGCUGAUGACAUGUGAAUGUGAUGAUGCUUCGUCUUUGUCGUUUGUGGUGGUGACUUCAACGAGGCACACAUUAUACGCCAUGAUCAUUUAUAUAUCAUGUUACUGCAAGGCAAUUUUUCUAUGAAUUAUUGGAUGUGAAUCAGUGAUUGUGAUGAUGGCAACACUCUUCAACGCCGCUCUUGGGAUUCCUUCAUCUCCUUGCUUCUCAUUUUCAAAACAAACCACUCUUUCACCUCUCCGUUGCUUGAGGAACAAUCAGGAUGUCAAUGGCUAUCAUGAACAUAGGUUAGAGAUUGAGGGUGAUAAAAAUGUGGAGAAAUCUAAGCCAAUAACCGGUGAUGACCAUGCAACGCCAGCUUUUUUGGGUAUGCUCAGAGAAUUUGAGCAGAACAUAAUAUCCUUGAACAACGAGCUGCUCAAGAUCAUAGACGAACUUCACAAAACAAAAAGAGAAAAACAGUCUCUACUUAGUCUGGCAGAGAAAUUAGAAGCGGAAAAGAUGGCUGGUGCUGGUAGAGAUAACCAAUCAGGUUGUUCGGAUUUGCUGCUUCGGAUAGGCUCAAUGGUCCUUAACAAUGUGAUUAGCCCCGGGGAAGCAUCUGAAUUAAGAAGAUUGGUGAUAAGCCACAUGGUGGGUGUAUAUGAUGAUUUUAAUGUUACUGCAAACAAAGGAGAUUCUGAACUUCUUGAGGAACUUCGUCAGUUUUCAUAUGGAAGCAAAAAGUAAAUCCUGCCAUCAUUUGGCGAUUUUCUUCUUUCUUCUUUGAUCCUCACAACAAUUUUCUACCGUUUCCCUUUGUCAAAGAUAUUUUAAAUCUGAUUGAUCUCUUUGUAUCAACUUUAUUCAGGAGUGGUUUUCAUA
Messenger RNA from Arachis stenosperma, 921 nucleotides. RefSeq lists its product as uncharacterized. Lineage: Eukaryota; Viridiplantae; Streptophyta; Magnoliopsida; Fabales; Fabaceae. The record is from RefSeq and is a predicted model, not a curated record. The coding region runs from base 211 to 786 and encodes 191 amino acids. The transcript has 6 exons.